This is a messenger RNA of Notolabrus celidotus (New Zealand spotty), 5781 nucleotides long. It is a transcript of the gene phf3, whose product is annotated as PHD finger protein 3. The record is from RefSeq and is a predicted model, not a curated record. Gene Ontology annotation, biological process: DNA-templated transcription. Gene Ontology annotation, cellular component: nucleus. Bases 130 to 5157 code for a protein of 1675 amino acids. Lineage: Eukaryota; Metazoa; Chordata; Actinopteri; Labriformes; Labridae. The transcript has 16 exons.
GGGGCUUUGCAGCAGUGGGACGAAUGACGGCUUAGUUGGAGGAAGUUACUGGUAGCAGCUGUGCUAGUAUGUAACCUUACACGAGUUGGAUCCAGCGUUGCGGUAGGAUAGAGGACGGCCGGAGCAUUCAUGGAUAUUGUGGACACCUUUAAUCAUCUAAUACCCAGCGACCAGUUGGACGAGUCCCUGGUAAUAGGCCAGAAUCUGGAAUGUGAAGCCAGUAAUGAGUUUGGUGCAGGACUGCGACUGGAAGAUUCACUGAAGAAUAUGCUCAGCGACAAAGAUCCCAUGUUUGGCUGUGCAAGCUCUCAGUUCAAUCUGCUGGACAAUGAAGAGCCCACUUUUCCAGUUGCUGACUCAACAGGCCUUGAAGGAGCAUCAGCAUCUUCGGUCAUCAGCAGUGAGCUGACGGUCGCAGACAACACACAACUGAAGCGACCUGUUGGCAGGCGGAGGAAACGUCCACUUUCUUUAGAUCUAGAACCAGAACCCCCUAACACGCCCUCCAAAUGUGUAGCUCGAGGAAGACCAGGAAGGAAACCAGCCAACAGGCUCCAGAAGACAUUUCUGAUAGAGAAAGGACUCAAAGGCACCCAGCUGAAGAAGGAAUUAACCCUAGGAGGACGUAUAAAUAUAGGCGAUCUUGAUGGUGGACUAUGGCUGAAUCCUGUGGUUGUAUUGAGACGGUUGACAGUCACAAUUGGAGGAUUCAAGAUUGAGCUUCUUCCUGGACCCUCUUACACCCACAAUGUGGAAACAAGUGAGUCUUCAGGCUUCGAAGAUGGAUUUUCAUAUGCUGGGGACAUCGGGUUUGCCGUGCUGCCAGAUGAAGCUGUGAAUGCACAGAUUCCAUCGCGGGACAAUGAGGCAGAGAUGGAGAAGAGCUCUGCUGAUGAUUCAGCCCUUGGGCUGGGCCCGUAUGUAAAUCCUAAUGAAGUGCAGACCUCCAACGGGACGAUAAAAGAGAGUGCCUGCCCACAAGAGACAAAACUUGACAGUCAGAGUGUUUCUGGACAGCAGGGGCCAGUUAGCAAAGACAAACAACCACACAAUAAUGAGGAUAACGGGACUGAUGUUAGUAAUAAGACUGAUGGUCAGGGGAAACAACAGAUUGUAGAGAAACCAUUGCUCAAGCCUAAACAAGGAGUUACCCCUAACAAGAAUAAGGACUUGGUUUCAGGUAACCCAAACAACAUUGUGAAGGGACACAAAGUAUCCCAAAACAUGCCAUCCGCCAUCACCCAAAGAGAUGACCUGCACAAGUUGAAAUCCUUAAAGGAAAAGAAAGAUGUUGCACCUUUGAAACGGCCUACAGACAUCACCCAAAGUGAGCACGCUAAUAAACUACAAAAGAUACAGAGCACAGGAGAUCCAAGAGUGAAGCCAAAAUCACCAACUUCACCCAGUGCUGUAGUGAAAAAGAUCCCAUCGUCCGGCAACCAGGGACCAACUAAACAGACCCCUCCUCACAACAGCUCCAAAGGUGAGACGGCUCAUCCGGCACAGGCACGUCCGGGUCUUUCUUCAAAACCCCCGGAUGAAGGAGGGCAGGAGAAGGCGAAGCUGAAAAAGCCAGAGAAGAUCAUACUCAGGCAGAAAAGUAAAACAGGGAGAAGUAUUUAUGUGGAGGAGCCGCAGCUGUUCAUUCCAGAUAAUGCUCCCGUCACAAAGAAGGAAACUGCUGAGGAGCAGCCUGCCAACAGUGAGAGUGUUUGGGAUGGGAACAACUGCUGUGGGCUGUGCAAAAAACACCACAAUAACAUGUUCAUGGUAGGCUGUGGUCGUUGUGACGACUGGUUCCACGGUGACUGCGUUGGCCUCGACUUGACAAAGGUGCGAGAAAUGGAGGAGGAGGACCAGAUGUAUGUGUGCUUGAAAUGCUGUGAGGAGGAAAACAAGAAGGUGGAGCCCGAGCCCCCGGUUGUGGUCAAACCAGAAGUCCCGGCAAAGACCGAAGUUCCGGAUCAAAAGCUGCCUCCGAAGCCCAGACCAGUACCCUCCCAGGCUGCGCUGACAUCUGGAGGAGUCAGACCAGUAAGAAAGGAUCCUGAUAGAAGACAGUCCACAGACGGGAGAGAAUCAUCUCAUAGAACAGGCGUUCAGCUGAAACACGAGACGAGAAAUAAGUCGUCGUCUUCAAAGAAACCCGUGUCUGUGGAGGCAAUCAGGCGCAGCGUUCGUGACUCUCUGAAAGAAAUCCUGAUACAGAGGUUGAAAGAGUCGGAUCUGAAAAUCUCAGUGGAGAGGGCCUCUGAAGUUGCCAAGAAGACAGAGAGGGAGCUUUUCCAUUUGUACAAAGACACCGACAACAAGUACAAGAACAAGUACAGAAGUCUGAUGUUUAACCUUAAAGAUACUAAAAAUAAUGUCCUCUUUAAGAGGGUGCUCAAAGGGGAAAUUUCUCCUGAUAAUCUGAUCCGAAUGAGUCCUGAAGAACUGGCCUCGAAGGAAUUGGCUGCGUGGCGACAAAGGGAAAACCGCCAUACAAUCGAGAUGAUUGAAAAAGAGCAAAGAGAGGUGGAGAGGCGGCCGAUCACCAAGAUCACACACAAAGGGGAAAUUGAAAUCGAAAGCCAAGAACCAAUGAAAGCCCCUGAGCCUGCAGAGGUUAAGACUUCACCCAAAUCCACUGAAGUGUCCUCAGAAAAACCUCCAAACACCCCGGAGCAGACGGAAGAAAGUACCAAGACGGAGAAAGACACAACAAGCCAACACAAGUCGCACUUGUUUGACCUUCACUGCAAAAUCUGCACCGGUCGUAUGGCGCCACCUGUGGAGGAGGCUCCAACCAAAGUGGUCAAAGUUGCUACGACAGUGGUGAGGAGGCAGUCCACCAAAGCAGAGGAGACAAAGAGCACAACACCAACUGGAGCGGAGGAUAAUCUGCACCUCACGGUUUUAGAGGAGAGCUUCCGAAGCUCUCAGUCGGGGUACGAAGGAAGGUUGGAUCUUUCAGCUGGCAGAGAUGAGAAGAAUGGUUUCCUUUCCACCCUGACUCCCCUGUGGCGUGGAUUCAUUCACAUGCACUCUGUGGCAAAGUUAUUCACAAAAGCUUUCCCGGUCUCGGGCAUCUUGGACCAGCUGACUGAUGACCUUCCAGACAGCAUUCAAGUGGGGGGACGGAUCAGUCCACAGAUGGUGUGGGACUAUUUGGAUAAGAUUCGUGCGACUGGGACAAAAGAGGUGUGCCUGAUCCGCUUCUCCCCUGAGACAGAGGAAGACGAGAUCUCCUAUACUCUACUUUAUGCCUACUUCAGCAGCCGUAAGCGCUUUGGGGUGGUGUCCAAUAACCUGAAACAAGUGAAAGACAUGUAUCUCAUUCCUUUGGGUGCCACUGAAAAAGUUCCACAUCAGCUUGCUCCCUUUGACGGGCCAGGUUUAGAAAACAACCGUGCCAACCUUCUCCUUGGACUCAUUAUUCGCCAGAGACCCAAGAGGGAUUUUCUUACUGUAGAUGUGAACGAAACUGAAAGUAUUGUUCCUGAAAUCAAGCCUAUCACUCUUUCCUCAAGAGAAACCAGAGAACCAGAGAAGGAAGAUAAUUUUUUCCUCUCGUCUUUGACUACUGCGCACAGUAAAGAGAAGGACAAACCACUUAACACUACUGAAGAAGUUAAUGAGCCGAUUACAGAGUCUAUAGAAGAACCAUCUGCAUCAGAGGAGACCAACAAUCAGGAAUCUCAAAAACCGCUGCGCUUCCUUCCAGGUGUAUUGGUAGGCUGGGGUGGGGAGUUGCCACCUCUACCAGAUGUUGGAGUGAAACCUGCAAAAACAGCAGAUGACACCCAGAAGACCCCACCAGCUCUGAAAACAGAGGCAUCCACCGGAAACUCGAAAAGUCCAACAGCUGCUGCACCACGAGAGCGCUUUGUCAUCAAAAAGAAAGAAGUUAAACCUGUUAAAGCUGAACCGGAGCUCUCCAGCCUGACUGAUUCGACUGCUGCUAACAACUCAUCAGCAAAGGAUGCUGCAGCGGUGACCCCCAGUGCACCAAUCUCUCUGAAAGAUAAGCCUCCAGAUGUAUCAACUGAAGCCUUCCUGGCAAGCUUGUCAACAACUCCGAGUGGGGCUGAAACUAGCAGCUCUGCCUCAGCAAACAAAGGAGACGCUGGGCUUUUGUCUGAAAAUGAAAAAGGAACAUCUGAAGGGAAUUCUUCUUCGCAGUCAAACUCCCAGACCGCUGCAGCUCACACAAAUAGCUCGAAACCUCCUUUAAGUGGAAUAUUGAAGAAAUCUUCAGCGUUUUCCAGUGUGAAUGAAGAUAAAAUAACGGUGCUACAAAAGGAUACAGCCAGCCUCCCAGUUCCUUUGAGUCCUAAACCGGUUCCUGCUUUAAGCAGCACUAGAAAUGUUCCUGUGACACUAUUUCACCAAGGAUAUCUGCAGAUUUCUCAGGCCAAGAACAAAGCUGUGGAAGAAAAACACACGUCAACACUAUUGUUCCCAAGUGUAAAGGAAGAUCCCAGCAUGUCCCAGGCUGGUGCUUCAGUAACCAACACAGUAAACCCUCCAACAGUCCAAGGACCACAAGCAGCAGGUAACACUGAAGCCACUGAAACCACUGACGCCACUGAGCCCGAACAAGACUCAGAAGUGGCCUCAGCUCUCCCAGUUUACAACCCAGCUGAACCCACACCAUCAGAGCCUCAGGUACCUGGCAGCUACGAAGACACAACCGGCCCUCUUCCUGACACGUUCUCCGACCAGGAUCAGAACCACAGCACAUCAGUGGCCCAGGACCACACCUCGCAUGCCAUCCCUGGCCUCGAGGGCUACUCCGAUUCAUCCGGCCCGUCUCCAACUCAGGCCAAAGAUCACAAGCGAGUAGAGGAGCGAUACAGCGACCCUUGGGAGAGGCCGCGAAACACAGAAGACCGAGACCACCACGCGAGGCACAGCCAUCACAGGGACUCCCAUCACGGGAAGAAGAGCCGGCACCACGACAGGGAGCGGGAGAAAAAGCACGACCGCAGCCAUGACGACAAGUACAGAGAGAGGAGCAGGCACCAUGGACACUCGGAGGACCGCUACGGUGAGAAGAGGAAAGAGAGGCAGCACAGUGACGACCACAGCAGCCGGCACAAGGACAGACACCGACACAGACGGGACUCUGAUUAUGAGAACGGGCGGAGGAGUUCAAAAGACAGUUACUCAUAAACGCGUUAUUUUAAUUUUGAAAAGCCCUGACAGGGCUGUGAGACAGACUCAACAGGGUCACACUGUUUCAGCUUUACUCAGCUGAUAGUGGAGUUGUUUUGUUUUUACACAUCAGUCUGCAGCUUGAAUGCCAUUUCCCUUACAAAGGUUCCAUUCUACGUUAAUUGACAGUACAGCCAAAAUGAAUUAUCAUUUCAAAAGGAUCGUAGAGAUCCUCAAAGAUUCGUUCUUUUCAGACCAAGAAGAACUCGGCAUUGGAACAGGUUCAAGUUUUUAACCUUUUAUUGUGUAAAACUUCUUCACAUUGGGCUGCUGUACCGACGACAAAGAGGAUCCGGACGUGUUUCCAAUGUGGUGUGGACCAUUUGCUGAGAAGUUGAAGUUGCACUCAAACGUUUGGAAUGAAUGUAACACAGAAGACAUUUAACUGAGGACAGAGAUCCAAACAGCAGCUUUGCUUUUUCUCAACGUCAUUUCUUUUCAAAUUGCUUAAAUAUUUUAUAAACUUACUUUCUAUUGAAAAAAGUAUGUACAUUUUGGCUUGUAAUAUAAAGUAGAGAUUAUGUGUGCCUUUGCACUGUGUGUUUAUGUACAGUUCGUAAUAAAGCUAAUCCUUUUUUAUUA